CAAAAAAGGAAAAAUAAAGGCGAGGAGCCGAGAGGCGAGACCGCGAGAGGGAGAGGGCGCUAUACGUAAUACUUUUCUUCUCCCGCCAUUUAUAUCAUUCUUCUAUCAAAAUCUCAACUGUAAUCCCCACAAUUCUCGAAUCAAAUUCACAUCUACAAAACCCUAAGAAUCACAUAACAGUAAAUCUAAAUCCAUACAGAAAGAAAAGCAGAGGAGUUUCACCAAGUGUUGUUUAGGGUGGAUGAAUAUGGCAUUUGAUUGAUAUGUGUUUCAUCUCACCCGCCGUUAUUGACCUUUAAUUCAUACAGAACACUACUUGCAAUUAUUCUCCAGAUUCAUCAAACGACAUCGUUUCGGCAGGACGCUAAAGAUCUCAUAAAUAUGUCAUGGGGAUUGGGAUGGAAGCGUCCCUCUGAAAUCUUCCACCUCACGUUGAAUUACGGCGAGAAUGAUAUUGUCGGCGAUCCAUCUCGGUUCUCUUCUUCCUCUUCUGCAUCAUUAUCAUCGUCUUCUUCUUCCGAAGAGGAGGUAGGAUCUCGGAUUGAGCUAGAUUGGUCUGCAGGAGAUGAUGAAGACCAGGUCGCUCUUAGGCUUCAAUCUCAGCUCAUGGUUGCUCUUCCGCCGCCCCAGGAGUCCGUUGUUCUUCAGUUUCAUCAGGAAGAAGAAAAUGUAGGUGUCGAUAUGAAGGUCGUGAAGCGGAGAGAGCCUCUCCGAGUGAUUACCAUGUCCAAGACGGUUGGGUCGGGGCAGCAGAACGAUGGGAUCGGAGUUCUUACGCGGUUGCUGCGGUCCAAUUUGGGGCCUUCUUCGGGAAUCGAAGAUGGUUCAUGUGGUUAUGCAGAGCACUGGAAGAAUGUCACUGUACUACGCCUCUGUGGAUGCAGUUUGUCAGUGCUGCCUGUAGAAAUAACUCGACUUCCACUCCUUGAGAAGCUAUAUCUUGAUAACAAUAAGUUGCCACUUCUGCCACCAGAGCUUGGUGAAAUGAAAAAUUUAAAAGUUCUCAGAGUUGACUACAAUAUGCUGGUCUCUGUACCUGUAGAGCUCAGGCAAUGUGUUGGACUGGUGGAAUUAUCAUUGGAACACAACAAACUGGUCCGACCACUUCUUGAUUUCAGGGCUAUGGCUGAGCUACGUGUUCUUAGGCUAUUUGGUAAUCCCCUUGAAUUCUUACCAGAAAUCUUGCCCUUGCACAAACUCCGUCAUUUGUCUCUUGCAAACAUCCGGAUUGAGGCUGAUGAUAAUUUAAAAUCUGUGAAUGUGCAAAUCGAGAUGGAGAACAGUUCUUAUUUUGUUGCAUCAAGACACAAACUUAGUGCCUUCUUCUCUCUUAUAUUUCGCUUUUCCUCUUGUCAUCACCCUUUACUAGCAUCUGCUCUAUCCAAAAUUAUGCAAGACCAUGGAAACCGAAUAUUUGUUGGUAAAGAUGAGAAUGCAGUUCGGCAACUUAUAAGUAUGAUAAGCAGUGACAAUCGUCAUGUGGUUGAACAAGCAUGCUUUGCUUUAUCAUCUCUUGCUGCAGAUGUAUCUGUAGCAAUGCAAUUGAUGAAGUCUGACAUCAUGCAGCCCAUUGAAAUUGUCCUAAGGUCCAUGAUCCCAGAAGAAGUAAUUUCUGUGUUGCAAGUUGUUGUCAAUUUAGCCUUUACUUCUGAUACUGUAGCUCAAAAGAUGUUGACCAAGGAUGUUUUGAAAUCACUGAAAGUGCUUUGUGCUCAUAAAAACAUAGAGGUGCAAAGGUUAGCUCUUUUUGCUGUUGGUAACUUAGCCUUCUGUUUGGAGAAUCGCCGCAUUCUAGUUACUUCUGAAAGUUUGCGGGAGCUUCUAGUACGUUUAACAGUUACACCUGAGCCACGUGUGAAUAAAGCUGCAGCCCGUGCUUUGGCUAUUCUUGGAGAGAAUGAGAUUCUGCGGCGAGCAAUAAGAGCGAGGCAGAUUGCAAAGCAAGGACUGCGCAUACUUUCAAUGGAUGGGGGUGGCAUGAAAGGUCUGGCAACUGUGCAAAUUCUCAAACAAAUUGAACAAGGAACUGGAAGGCGUAUACAUGAGAUGUUUGACCUCAUAUGUGGGACAUCCACUGGCGGCAUGCUUGCUAUUGCCCUUGGAAUCAAACUGAUGACAUUGGACCAGUGUGAAGAAAUAUAUAAGAACCUUGGUAAACUUGUGUUUGCUGAGCCUAUCCCAAAGGACAAUGAAGCAGCAACUUGGAGAGAAAAGUUGGAUCAGCUUUACAAAAGUUCAUCACAGAGCUAUAGAGUUGUUGUUCAUGGAUCAAAACACAGUGCAGAUCAGUUUGAGAGAUUGUUGAAGGAAAUGUGUAAAGAUGAAGAUGGUGACCUUUUAAUAGAAUCAGCCUUAAAGGGCACCCCUAAAGUAUUUGUUGUAUCAACUUUGGUCAGCAUGAUGCCAGCACAGCCUUUUCUGUUCCGAAACUAUCAGUAUCCUGCUGGCACACCAGAGAUAACUUUAGCAACAGGAGAAAGUCCAGCCAUCAGUGGUAUUGGAGUAGCUGCUACUGGAGCUCAAGUUGGGUUGAAGCGCAAUGCUUUCAUUGGAAGUUGUAGGUAUCAAAUAUGGCAGGCUAUAAGAGCAUCAUCUGCUGCUCCGUAUUACCUUGAUGAUUUCUCUGAUGAUGUAAACCGCUGGCAAGAUGGUGCAAUUGUAGCAAAUAAUCCCACUAUUUUCGCCAUUAGAGAAGCACAACUUCUAUGGCCUGAUACAAGAAUUGACUGUUUGGUAUCCAUUGGAUGUGGUUCUGUCCCAACAAAGCCUCGAAAAGGUGGGUGGCGUUAUCUGGAUACUGGACAAGUUUUGAUUGAGAGUGCAUGCUCAGUGGAGCGAGUGGAAGAAGAAAUGAACACUUUGCUGCCAAUGCUUCCUGAAAUACAAUAUUAUAGAUUCAAUCCAGUUGAUGAACGUUGUGGUAUGGAACUGGAUGAGACAGAUCCUGCAGUUUGGCUGAAACUGGAAGCUGCAACUGAGGAGUACAUACAAAGUAACUCCCAGGCCUUUAAAAGUCUAUGUGAAAGAUUGGUUUUACCAUACCAAAAUGAAGAGAAAUUGUCAGAGAAGUUUAAGCCGCAGCAAAUUCCUAAAACAAAAGCUUCAAAUGCAGUGCUAGAUGAGAACAGCCCUUCUUUAGGCUGGAGGCGUAUGAUACUUCUUGUAGAAGCUUCUCAUAGUCCUGAUUCAGGAAGAAUUGUCCACCAUGCUCGGUCUCUGGAGACAUUUUGUGCACGUAAUGGUAUAAGAUUGUCUCUUGUGAGCAAAGUAUCAGGAUUCUCAAAGGCAGUGCCAGCAACAACAUUUCCUACUCCAUUUACAUCACCUUUGUUCACUGGAAGCUUCCCAUCAACCCCGCUUUUAUACAGUCCUGAAGUUGGUCCUCCAAGGAUUAGCCGAAUUGAUUUAGUCCCACCACUGAGUUUGGAUGGUUUUCAAAGUGGAAAGGGACCUUCCUCACCACCAAAAUCUCCCUCGGGACCUCGACAGCUUAACUCUCCUGUCAGAUCAUUGCAUGAGAAGCUACAAAACUUGCCCCAGGUGGGCAUUAUUCAUUUGGCUCUUCAAAAUGAUUCAGUUGGUUUAAUCAUGAGUUGGCAGAAUGAUGUGUUUGUGGUUGCUGAACCUGGGGAACUUGCAGAUAGAUUUCUACAGAAUGUUAAAUUUAGUUUGUCGUCAAUAAUUCGGGGUCGUAGUAGAAGGGAUGCAUCAGCUUUAGCGAAUGUCUCUACUAUAGCUGAUUUGGUUGCAUUCAGGCCUUACUUCCAAGUUGGAUGUGUUGUCCAUCGGUAUAUUGGACGCCAAACACAAGUCAUGGAAGAUGACCAAGAAAUUGGGGCUUACAUGUUUCGCAGAACAGUUCCUUCUAUGCACCUAACAGCUGAAGAUGUUCGUUGGAUGGUUGGAGCAUGGAGGGAUAGGAUCAUAGUCUGCACUGGGACAUAUGGACCUACCCGAAGUUUAGUGAAAGCCUUUCUAGACUCUGGUGCUAAAGCUGUUGUUUGUCCAUCGAGUGAACCUCCGGAGAAUCAGUCAACAACAUUUAAUGGCCCAGGUGAGUUUGGUUUGGAGAAUGGGAGGUUUGAAAUUGGAGACGAGGAGGCUGACGAUGAAGAUGUAGAACCUGUAAGUCCGGUGAGUGACUGGGAAGACAGUGACGUAGAGAAAAGUGGGGAGCAACGAACAAGUUGUUGGGUGGACGAUGAUGAACAGGAGUUAUCACGGUUUGUUUGUGAACUAUAUGAUAGGUUAUUCCGGGAAGGGGCAAGACUGGAUGUUGCAUUGAAACAAGCUCUUGGUUCACAUCCAAAAUUACGGUAUUCUUGCCAUCUACCCACGUCAUAGUUUGUAAAAUGAAAUAAAUUUAAGGGGAAGUAACAAGAAGAAGAAUAUAGGUAUACCAAUAAAAUAAUGGAGAAAUGAGAGGAUGGAUCCAAUUUUGAGGCCAAUAGAAAAAACUUGUCAAGUACAUUUGUUUCUUCUUUAUUUAGCUGUUGUACACUGGAAAUUCAGCUAAGUUCUGUAUACCCUUCAAUAUUUAGUUAAUUUAUGGCUUUGCUUCAAGCCUUCAACUA
Messenger RNA from Nelumbo nucifera (sacred lotus), 4574 nucleotides. RefSeq names its product phospholipase A I-like protein. Gene Ontology annotation, molecular function: glycerophospholipase activity; protein binding. Gene Ontology annotation, cellular component: membrane. Gene Ontology annotation, biological process: fatty acid metabolic process. The record is from RefSeq and is a predicted model, not a curated record. Lineage: Eukaryota; Viridiplantae; Streptophyta; Magnoliopsida; Proteales; Nelumbonaceae.